This is a messenger RNA of Pyricularia oryzae 70-15, 1074 nucleotides long. RefSeq names its product NAD-dependent deacetylase sirtuin-5. NCBI's taxonomy places the organism in Eukaryota, Fungi, Ascomycota, Sordariomycetes, Magnaporthales, Pyriculariaceae. Bases 1 to 1074 code for a protein of 357 amino acids. Gene Ontology annotation, molecular function: NAD+ binding. The record is from RefSeq and is a predicted model, not a curated record. The transcript has a single exon.
AUGUCGUCAUCAGCGACUAGCUCAGCGGCAGUCCAACCUAUCACUCCACCCCUUGACCCAGCCCUGGUCGCAGACUUCCAGAACCACCUGGCCAAGUCUCGAAAUAUCGUCGCCAUCAUCGGCGCCGGCCUUUCGGCCUCCUCGGGACUCGCCACGUUCCGCGGCCCUGGAGGACUCUGGCAAAACCAGGAUGUGUUCGUACUAGCCUCUCCGGCAGGCUUCGUCAACGAUCCAGGCCUGGUUUGGCAGUUCUAUUCGUACAGGCGUGAGGAGGCCCUCAAAGCCCAGCCAAACAAGGCUCACAGAGCUCUCGCCGAGCUGGCCAGGAAAGUGCCGGGCUUCACGAUGCUGACCCAGAACGUGGACAACCUGUCCCCCCGCGCUGGUCAUCCCGCCGACCAACUGCUAGAGUUGCAUGGGAAUCUGUUUGACCUCAAAUGCUGGAACGAGUCCGGCUGUGGCUAUACAGAAAAGGGCAAUACGACGGUGCCGCUGACGCCGGCACUCGACACGGCGCUGAUCAGGGGUCCAAAGGACGGAGUCCUGGAUGAUUCCACUCGACCGCGCGCUAAUCCGAUCAUGCUGGCUGGCCUGGAGCGCAAAAACCGCGAAAUCUUAGGCGACAACUACGUUGCCAGCGAGCCGACUGUUAACGAUGUGGCCCCACUCGGCACCACCCAGGGAAAGGGCGUGCCGCUUGGCGAUACUCUGCAGUCAAAAAUCGACAGAAAAGACCUGCCACAAUGUCCCAAGUGCAAGAGUGAGCUGCUGCGGCCCGGCAUUGUCUGGUUUGGCGAGUCGCUGCCCGAAGACACCGUCGACAAGGCGGAUGCUUUGUUCCAAGACGAGGCGGACCCGAUUGAUCUUUGUCUUGUCAUUGGCACAUCAGCAAAGGUUUGGCCCGCUGCUGGCUAUGUGGACGAAGCCAGGGACAAGGGGGCGAGAGUCGCCGUGGUGAACCUGUACGAGGACGAUGGAAGCAAAAAUGUCAUCCCUGGGAGGGACUGGUCCUUCAUCGGCGAUGCGGCCGAGGUGAUCCCGCUGAUCUUGAAGCCUGUGAUUGGUGAGGUCUAA